AUGUUUCUACCGGAUAUGGGAGGGAGCAUGGCGGAAUGCAUAUUGUCCCUCAUGUUCUUCGUCGCUUUGGUCGCUGGGCAAACUACUACCGCGCCUUCGUUCACACCCUCGAAUGAUACUUUACCGGCUAACAUGACAACACCUGAUAUGCAAUUGACUUUACUGUCGGGAACUAGUCUGCCCAUGGUCCGGAAUAUGUACAAUGUUGCCCCGCUCACUUCUUUCGCCGGUCAGGGACAAGCUGACAAUUCCGUGGGUCAAAUUUUGUUAAACGGAUCCAUUGCCAUAACAGAUGCGACAUCUGCGAGUAAUUUAUCGAGCACCACUAUAGCAUACAUGAGCUGUGACCCGAACGAAACCUCCAACAUCGAUUCAACAGAAGCUAUCAUCAUGGCAGGAAAUGUGAGACCAAAGGGUACUGGUGCUGUUCGAGCUCACAGGCAUCCGGAAAGAUAUGGUCCUCGCAACGCUUUUCCAGGAAGGCCUAGGCAAAGUCGAGCAAAGGGUCUUGCACGUGCUAUGUUGGAGACUUUACCCAUUGUGAAGUUUGGGGACCCAGAACCGGGCAAACCCGGAAGUGGUGAUAUUGAAUUAGAAAAUGGCAGUGUUCAUCAUGCUCCUGUUGCCACUGCAACAAGUGCUACGACUGAAGACAUUCCUAAAGCAUCAACCACAGCGGCAGUCGUUGCGACUUCUGAGCAAUCUGGGAUGGGAUCUGACGUGGAGCCUAGUUCUGGAGCUAACGAAGCUUCAGCAGUCCCCAAGGAGGACGAUCUUUUGCAAUGUUCGAUUUGUACAGAAGAUUUUGCUACGGGUGAAGACGUUCGGGUUCUUCCAUGUCACCACAAGUACCACCCUGCUUGCAUAGAUCCUUGGUUAUUGAAUGUUUCGGGGACUUGCCCAUUAUGUCGUCAUGAUUUGCGACCUACAGUAACCCAUGCCCAAAAUGAAGACGAAGAACUUCCACCACCACUGGAAGCACAUGAGGGAGAAACAGCUAGUGAACACACAGCUAAUGUUUCUGAAAACGGAGAGGCUGGGCCUGGUCACCGCAUUUCUCGUCUUAUGCAUCUUCGUCAUGCCCCUCCUGAAGAGAGCAUUGCUGCUCUUCGUGAAUUGGCGCGCGAGCAACCCCAGCAAGAAGGGGAAGUGUCAAAUCAGGAUGUAGCUGAAGAACAAAGCAGAAGAACUAGACUUGCUGGCCGACUCCGAAACAGUUUCCGAAUAAGAACACGGUCACAAGCAGCCUCCGCUGCCGAACCUAGUGCGACAGCAUGA
Messenger RNA from Sclerotinia sclerotiorum 1980 UF-70, 1278 nucleotides. RefSeq lists its product as hypothetical. The transcript has 4 exons. The coding region runs from base 1 to 1278 and encodes 425 amino acids. The record is from RefSeq and is a predicted model, not a curated record. Lineage: Eukaryota; Fungi; Ascomycota; Leotiomycetes; Helotiales; Sclerotiniaceae.